This is a messenger RNA of Lottia gigantea (owl limpet), 1208 nucleotides long. RefSeq lists its product as hypothetical. Bases 264 to 1208 code for a protein of 314 amino acids. Gene Ontology annotation, molecular function: uridine phosphorylase activity. NCBI's taxonomy places the organism in Eukaryota, Metazoa, Mollusca, Gastropoda, Lottiidae. Gene Ontology annotation, cellular component: cytosol; cytoplasm. Gene Ontology annotation, biological process: uridine catabolic process; nucleotide catabolic process. The record is from RefSeq and is a predicted model, not a curated record. The transcript has 9 exons.
AAUAAAGAGUGGAAAGGAAAUUUAAAAGAACCCAUGAAUAACCAGUAUUAAAAAACAUAUUAAGCGGCAAAUUCAUUGGUAUAUUAGAAAUAGAAAUUUAUAUUGGAUGUGGUUGGAAUAUUGUCCAUCUGUAGAGGUUUUUAUCAAUUUUGAUGCCCUUGUUUGGGGAACUUGAGGUUAGAAAGAAAGAUCUAGAAUAUAGAGAAAUACUGCUAGUAUAAUUAGUAAUUAAUUUGUAUAUCUGGAGUCUACUAGUCACCAAAAUGGCAGGAUUUCAGCCUAUAAAAUCUGUUGAAGAUAGUGUUAUCAAACCACAGAAUGGCCAGAUGCACAUCCUCAAUCCACACAUUGCCACAAUGGAGGAAGAUGUUUUAUACCAUAUUGCACUAGGUAAUAAAUCACAUGAUCUGAAAGAGAUGUUUAAAGAUGUCAAGUUUGUGUGUUUUGGUGGUUCUCCUAGUCGUAUGAAGAAAUUUGCUGAGUUUAUGGUAGAAGAAUUAAAUUAUAAACUACCUGCUGGACAGACAUUAUGUAAUAUAGCUCAUGGUUCUGACCGUUAUGUAUUGUAUAAAGUUGGACCUGUAAUAUCUGUUAGUCAUGGUAUGGGUAUGCCAUCAUUAUCCAUCAUUUUUCAUGAGAUAAUGAAGCUUCUUCAUCAUGCUGGUAGUAGUGAUGUUACAUUUUUUAGAAUAGGUACUAGUGGUGGAUUAGGCGUGGAACCUGGUUCUGUAGUUAUAACUGAUGAAGCUGUUGAUGGUAUUUUAAGACCUUAUAUGGAAGUAGCCACACUGGGAAUGAUGUUACAGUACCCAGCUAGCUCAGAUAAAACAGUUUCUCACGAUUUAUUGAAUAUGUCUAAAGACAAUGACCAUUUUAAGACAUUACUGGGCAAGACAAUGUGUACUCAGGAUUUCUAUGAAGGACAAGCCAGACUUGAUGGAGCAUUCUGUGAUUAUAGUAAAGAUGAUAAAAUGUCAUUUUUAAAAAGAGUUUAUGAAAGAGGUGUACGGAACAUUGAAAUGGAAUCAUUAUGUUUUUCUGCUUACUGUCACAGAGCUGGCAUUAAAAGUGCAGUAAUUUGUGUGACUUUACUAGACCGUCUCCAUGGUGACCAAAUCUCAACACCUCAUGAUGUUAUGGAAGAAUGGCAGAAUCGACCUCAAAUUAUUGUGUCAAGAUAUAUCAAACAAAAACUUAGUAUUUCUUGA